This is a messenger RNA of Penicillium manginii, 390 nucleotides long. RefSeq lists its product as uncharacterized. The coding region runs from base 1 to 390 and encodes 129 amino acids. The record is from RefSeq and is a predicted model, not a curated record. NCBI's taxonomy places the organism in Eukaryota, Fungi, Ascomycota, Eurotiomycetes, Eurotiales, Aspergillaceae. The transcript is spliced from 2 exons.
AUGGGUCUUUUCAAAACCGGUCUUGUCUUGGCUGGCGGCUACGGUCUCGUGAAAGCUGUCUCAAAGGCCGCAAACGACCAUGAAGACAAGAAACAAAAGCGCCAAAAUCAGAAUAUGCCACCAUAUCAAGGCCAAAACGAUACAAAAAUGAGCCACAUGUAUCAAGCACAGCCAAACAAUCAAUACCCGCAAUGGGGCACCAGCCCUGACCAGCAAUCAUAUAAUGGGAAUCAUAUGCAGCAAGGCUCGUCCCGUUCUGUCCAAGACUCGCCAAUGUACCAGCCGAAGUCAAUGAACAAUUGCCCGCCCCCGUACAGCGAAUCUUACGAUAUCAAAGGGAAAGGGGACCAUAAGUCUGGAUCUGCUCGAGAAUACUACUAUUCUCAAUAG